Messenger RNA from Penaeus chinensis, 1312 nucleotides. RefSeq lists its product as uncharacterized. The coding region runs from base 56 to 1312 and encodes 418 amino acids. Lineage: Eukaryota; Metazoa; Arthropoda; Malacostraca; Decapoda; Penaeidae. The record is from RefSeq and is a predicted model, not a curated record. The transcript is spliced from 13 exons. Gene Ontology annotation, molecular function: protein binding.
CGGGUUAAGAAUGAGUUGGUGAGUUCUUCGCGUUGGAUCAAGUCAAGGAAGCAACAUGGAGGUCACUAAGGUCCUGCUAGCAGCUCUCCUCUGCAUUUCCCAAGUCGCGGCGACGUGUCCCGAGAGCGAGCAGAUCCACUGCAGAACGAGCGAUAGCUGCACGAGGAUCCGCUACAUCUGCGACGGAGACAACGACUGCGGCGACAAUUCCGACGAGGAGAGCGGCAUCUGCGGGGUUUGGCGCAAUGAGCACUGCGAGCGAGGCUCCGUCAGGUGUCGCAGGAUGGGAGACACCAACUGCGUCACCAUCAGCCGCUACUGCGAGGUCUCCGACCCUCCGUGUGAGGGGGACCUGGACAUGCGUCUGUGCCAGAUGUUGAGGGAAGAAAAACUUCAGCCUCUUGAAGAGAUCGUCCUGCCGUCAGAACAAGCUGUUGUGAGGCAAUCAAGCGUGGAAGAGGUCGAGGCUUUUGGAGAGGAAUUCCUUGAAAAGGUCAACGCUACCAUCAGCCACCCCGACUGCCCUCAGUUCUACACCCGCGUCGGCGACCGGUGCCUGUCCAUCUUCUUCUUUGGAAAGGUCAACUGGGGAGAAGCUCGCUCCUUCUGCAAGACGAUUGGCGGCGACCUUCUGACCCUCCACGACGGCGCCGAGAAGUUCUACGAACUCGUCCACCUCCUUCGCGAGCACCAUAUCACCACAGACUUCUGGGUGGGAGGAAAUUUGAAGAAUGAGACGGAAGGCUGGAAAUGGGUCGAUGGCGUCUCCAUGGAAAUGGGCACCCCUUUCUGGAGCAUCAGGUCAACCAGCGAUUGCAGGCCUCGCACUUACUCAGUCCAUCUCAACACUACACGCGUGGCCAACGAGGGGACCUGCUACAACUACGAGCAGGCGCCCCACACUCCCGCCGAAGGCCACUGCGCCGCCCUCAACUACGAGAACUUCUUCUACAUGAGCGACGAGAUGUGCCUGGAGCUGAAGAGUCCUCUGAUUAUCGAGCUCCGCAAAAUCAUUGUACAUUAUCAAAACUAUAUUCGAACUUCUAAGUCCUUGACUGGUAUCUCCGAAAUCCCCGACCGAGAACGAUACUUUAGCUGCUGCACAGAGCGACUGAGCACCUGGUUACUUUCAUCUUCCUGUGAGAAAAAAAAGUUGGGCACGGGUCGCAACUCACACAUUAAGGCCCUCUGCUACUUGACGGCAUCGCCUUCGUCACCCCAAAGUUGCUUGGCAGUGGCGGCGGCCAUGUCCAUAUCAACCUGCUUCCUCCGCAGACAGUUAACACAACUGUCAGUAGAAACACAGCUGUAA